AGGCUGCACACACCCCCUCCUUCCUAACCUUGCCAUGCCGUGCCUAAUCCCCAUCUAUUCCCAUUUCCCUACCGGCCGACGUGCCAGAAAGGCUGCGGAUGCCAGUUUUACAAGCUUUGUGACCAUGUUCUUGCACUGAGAGGUGGAGCCACAGAAUCGUAGGAACAGCCCAUCCAUGGCCCACUCCACCCCUCACUGACUGGAUGUUCUGGAAUCAAGUGGACCAGAGACAUUUUAGAUGACACCUGCCAUGGAGAACAACCAUUCCAAGCCUGUCACCCCAGUACCCAGUCCCGCGCACAGUCCUGCACCCAGUCCUGCACCGAGUCGAGUGCCCAGUCCGCUGCUGGAACGGAUACCUUUGCCAGCAGGGAACCAUGUUGAGCACUUGAACGUCAACCAGAUCCAGGUGGUGGUACGUCGCUGUUCCAGUCCAAACGUCACCGAGGAAACAACCUAUUUCCUUCCCCGCAACCCCGUGGUGGACGCCGGCACCAACACAGAACCGCCACUUGUCUGCUGCCCCUUGCUUCACAGGUUUUGCCCGUGUCCUCCGAGAGGCCUUGUGGCCUCUGUCUUUACGAAAGUCCUUUUGGCCGCUGUGCUCUUUGGAGUGGUGUGGUCCGUCACAGAGGACGAGUGUCUUCCCGGGGGUAACCUGUUUGGCAUUACGGUGCUUUUCAUCUGUGCAGUCAUCGGUGGCAAACUGGUGUCUCUCAUCCACUUGCCCAGGCUUCCACCAUUGCCUCCCCUUCUUGGUAUGCUGCUGAUGGGCUUCAUGCUGAGAAAUAUCCCCGUAAUAACAGACGGCGUGUACAUUAACUUCAGGUGGUCGGCCUCCCUCAGGAACAUCGCCCUGGCGGUCAUCCUGGCCAGAGCUGGUCUGGGUUUGGAUCCCUCGGCUUUGAAGAAACUCAAGUCAGUGUGUCUGCGUGUGGCCAUGGGGCCCUGCAUCAUCGAGGCCUGCACCAUAGCUCUGGUCUCUCACUUCCUGAUGGGUUUGCCCUGGGUGUGGGGCUUCAUCCUCGGCUUCGUUCUCGGCGCCGUGUCUCCAGCUGUGGUGGUCCCCUCCAUGCUGCUGCUGCAGAAGGACGGUUACGGCGUGGAGCAAGGCAUCCCCACUCUGCUCAUGGCAGCAGGCAGCUUCGAUGACAUUCUCGCCAUCACCGGGUUCACCACAUGCUUGGGCAUGGCCUUUGCCUCAGGGUCCACUUGGUACAACCUCUUGAGGGGCGUGCUGGAGGUGGGCGGUGGUCUCCUUGCUGGGAUCCUGCUCGGCUUCCUCAUUCAGUACUUUCCCAGCCUCGACCAGAAACACUUAGUGAUGAAGCGAUCCUUCCUGGUGCUCGGCCUGUCCGUCUUUGCUGUGUUUGGCAGCGGUGUGGCAGGCUUUCCCGGCUCUGGAGGCCUCUGCACACUCGUACUGGCAUUCCUUGCUGGUCUCGGAUGGGGUGCAGAAAAGGCGCGUGUGGAGGAAGUGGUGGGCUGGGCGUGGGAUGUGUUUCAGCCCCUUCUCUUCGGCCUCAUUGGAGCAGAGAUACGAGUGUCAGAGUUGGAAGGACAAGUAGUUGGUUUGGGUAUAGCCUCUCUGCUCAUUGCCCUGCUGGUUCGACUCCUCUUCACCUACGUUUGCGUGCUGUUUGCCGGCUUUAACGUACGAGAGAAGGUGUUUAUUGCGCUAGCAUGGAUGCCCAAAGCCACAGUGCAGGCUGCUAUCGGCUCCACAGCUCUGGACACGGCCCGGACGAAGCAGGACCCGGAGCUGCAGAAGUACGGCAUGGACGUGCUGACCGUGGCUGUGCUUGCCAUCCUCCUCACAGCGCCUGUGGGAGCUCUUAUCAUAGGCCUGUGUGGACCUUGUCUGCUGCAAAAACCAAAGAACUCCGCCUGUGGUGAGCGAGUCAAACCGAAUGUAUCCGCCUUUUUCUUAGGCACUGCGGCCGGCGGCGAUGAGGACGACGAAACACCGGUGACCUAUGAAAGCACACUCUGACAUCAGCGGCCUGUGUGAGGUUGCCACCGCCAUUAAAUCGGAAGGGGGUUUGUUUUUGCCAGCAAAACACUAGUCUAGGGCUACGUUCACACUGCAGGGUAGCAUGUCCGAUUCGGAUUCUUUUCUCAAAGCCCAUCUUUUUAUGUAAUCCUUGGCAAUACAAAAAUAAAAUAAAAAGCGAGGUCUAAUGUGAACGCAAUCUGACCUGCAUGGAGCUAAACAAGACUUCAAUUCUAGAACUCCUGGCAAUUUCAAUGAUUUUGUGCAAUCAAAGUCAACAUUUUAUGAACCAAAAUACGGUAAAUUCUGGACUAUAAGCCGAUAAUUUUUCUCUUACACUUUGAACCCUGCGGCCUAUAAAUCGGUGCGGCUAAUUUAUGGAUUUUUCUUCUCUGAUGGCCAUAAUGUAAACAGUUUUCAUAAAACAAAGACACUGAACAGGUGUGUUAUUGUUUGUGCUAUGGCGCCAUCUUUUGGGUGAGUUCGCUCACUGCAGGUGCUGCUGGGUGCUCCAGUGUUUUCUUCUGUUUAAUGCUUUGAACCGGGAGUAUAAGUGGCGUUCCCUCUUCCAAUCGUCCAUAGCGUUUCUGCUCGAAAGGAUUCUUCAUUCGUCACUCCAUUGAUUGAUUGAUUAAAACUUUUAUUAGUAGAUUGCACAGUACAGUACAUAUUCCAUACAAUUGACCACUAAAUGGUAACACCCGAAUAAGUUUUUCAACUUGUUUAAAAUCAGAGUCCACGUAAAUCAAUCAAUCCAAGCAACGUUUGUAAGUUUUACAAUAUAACUAAAACAUUUCUGACUUACUAACCCGUCCCAUGUGUGAUGUCUGUAGGAGUGUUUUCAUGCAUAUUUGUACGCGCUAUCGUAAUGUAAUGAAGCUAGCGUCGUUAGCAUGAGCUAAUAUGCUCACACAUUAACCAGUGUCUGUGUUAGUAUUAUUAACUUAUAUGGCAUUGUUUUUGUAUUGUUUCAGUUUGACAAAUUCCUCAGUAAACUCACCAAAACGUCACCGUGUAGUUAUCGAGUCUGUUUAGCUGAUUGGAUAGCUAGCUUCCGCAGCUAGUGGGUCCAUGACCAUGACUUCUGUUUUGUUUGAUCGUCCGUUUUACUGCCAUGCUACAGGCACCAUUGGGAAACAAUUAAGGUAUGUAAAUAAACAUUUGCAAAAUA
Nerophis lumbriciformis (worm pipefish) is the source of this 3164-nucleotide messenger RNA. Its product is annotated as sodium/hydrogen exchanger 9B2. Lineage: Eukaryota; Metazoa; Chordata; Actinopteri; Syngnathiformes; Syngnathidae. Gene Ontology annotation, molecular function: antiporter activity. The record is from RefSeq and is a predicted model, not a curated record. Gene Ontology annotation, cellular component: membrane. Gene Ontology annotation, biological process: proton transmembrane transport.